Molecule: messenger RNA, 1626 nt
Organism: Lasiosphaeria miniovina
Lineage: Eukaryota; Fungi; Ascomycota; Sordariomycetes; Sordariales; Lasiosphaeriaceae
Product: cytochrome P450-like protein
Exons: 4
Coding region: 1-1626 (541 amino acids)
Molecular function (GO): iron ion binding; monooxygenase activity; oxidoreductase activity, acting on paired donors, with incorporation or reduction of molecular oxygen
Source: RefSeq, a predicted model, not a curated record
AUGAUCACAGACCGUAUAAUACAACUCCUGGCCGAGAACUGGCUCCCGGCCGUCUUCGCCAUCGUGUUGGCGUUUCUGGCCAAGAACAGAUACCACAAUGGCCUGAACAAGUAUCCCGGACCGUUCCUGGCGUCCCUGACGGACUGGUGGAGGUUCGUCGACGUCUAUAAGCGGCGGCCAGACCGGACACAUAUCGCCCUGCACAAGAAGCACGGCAGCGUGGUCCGUCUAGGGCCCAAUGUUUUGUCAUUUUCGGACCCUGACGCCCUCAAGACCAUUUAUGGCCUCAACAAGGGCUUCGUGAAGUCGGAGUUCUACGUGGUCCAGCAGUCGGUGGUCAAGGGCCACAGCCUGCAGUCGCUGUUCAGCACUGUCGACAACGACUUCCACAUGCAGUUCCGCCGCUGCGUGAACUCGGCGUUUGCCAUGUCGGCGCUGGUCCAGUACGAGCCGUUUGUGGACAACACCACCAAGCUGUUCCUGAAGCAGACGGAGCGCCUCUACAUCGACAAGCCCGAGCCUUGCGACUUCACCCGCUGGCUGCAGUUCUAUGCCUUUGACGUGAUUGGCGAGAUCACGUACAGCAAGCGGCACGGCUUCAUCGAGAAGAACGAGGAUAUUGACGGCAUUGUGGCGUACCUGACAAAGCUGUUUCUCUAUGUGGCGCCGAUCGGCCAGAUCCCCCUCCUCGACCGCCUCUUGCUCAAAAACCCCAUCUACCUGAAGCUGUCGCAGUGGGGGCUCGUCGACUCGACAAUGCCCGUAGCCCGAUUCGCGCGGGCGCGCAUGGCCGAGCGCCUCCCCGAGCUCGAGAGCGGCAAGCCGUCUCUGCUGCCGACGUCGGAAAAGACGCCGCUCGUCAAGUCGCCCGACCUCCUGUCCAAGUUCCUCGCCGCGCGCGAGGCGCGCCCCGACUUCAUGACGGACAAUCUAGUGCAGACCAUGGCCGUGUCGAUGGCGUUUGCCGGCUCCGAAACCACGGCCAUCUCGCUGUCGGCCGUCUUUUAUUUCCUGCUCAAGAACCCGCCGGCCCUCGCCAGCCUGCUCGCCGAGAUCGACGGCGCCGCGCGCCAGGGCCGCUUCAGCGACUACGAGAGCGGCCUCGUCACGUGGCACGAGAGCCAGACGCUGCCGUACCUCGACGCGUGCGUCAAGGAGGCCUUCCGGCUGCAUCCGGCGCCCGGCCUGCCCAUGGAGCGCAUCGUGCCCGAGGGCGGCCUCGAGAUCGCCGGCCACCGCGUCAGGGGCGGCACCAUCGUCGGCUGCUCGGCCUGGGUCAUCCACCGCAACAAGGACGUGUUUGGUACCGACGUUGAGGCGUUCCAACCCGAGCGCUGGCUCGUCGACGACGAGCAGCGCGUCAAGGUCAUGAACGGCACCAUGCUCCAGUUCGGCAUGGGCAGCCGCACGUGCAUCGGCAAGAACAUUAGUCUGCUGGAGAUUUACAAGCUGGUGCCGAGCAUGCUGCGGAGGUUUGAGAUCGAGUUCGACGACCCGUCCCAGGAAUGGGAGAUUGUCAACGCCUGGUUCGUUAAGCAGAGCAACUUCACCACGCGGUUCAAGCUCCGCAACAUUGUCAUGCCCGACGAGGGCGUCAGCGCCGCCGCAGCACAUGUCGCGGCGUGA